CUGAAAUAAUUUUUAUGUUUUUUUUUUAUUUUCACAGAUUCCCUAAAAAUGAAGUGCUGCGUCAGAAGUGGCUUGAAGUCAUUGGGACGGAAAAUACCAAACCUGGACUUAAAGCGCCAGGUAUAUGUUCAUUACACUUUGCAGUAUCAUUCUUCAACUUCAAUAGAACCCUUGAUGUUAUAAGGCUGCGUGAUGAUGCAGUACCGUCAAUCCACCUUGUACCUUCAAAAACAACACAAGGACUGGUUCUGCGUGAAAUCCAAAAUGUCGAAGAACAGUCGUCCUCCAUGGUACCUCAACCAACCUUACCAGUGAAACAUCUAGAAGAACAGGCAUCCUCCAUGAACACUCAACCAUCCUUACCAGUGAAACACCUGGAUAAGAUUUAUAAGGAGAUUGAACCCAAAUCUUUGACUUCUGAGGAAGCGAUACCGUUAGACCCCCAUAGGCAACUAAGGCCUCUUACAAAAUGA
Messenger RNA from Spodoptera littoralis (African cotton leafworm), 473 nucleotides. Lineage: Eukaryota; Metazoa; Arthropoda; Insecta; Lepidoptera; Noctuidae. The record is from the annotation of a GenBank genome assembly.